AGAAUCAAGAUCUGUAUGUCUUUCUUCGCGGACGUUCCCAAGGCUCCUCCUGAUCCUCUGCUGUCCAUCACCGGGAGAUUCAAGGCCGAUUCACGCCCCAACAAGUUCGACCUGGGCAUUGGAGUCCUUAGAAGGACCGACAACACCUCCCAUGAGUUCGAGACGGUCAAGGUAGCCGCCAAGUCCGUGGCCCCAAGCUGCUUCUACCCGCAUCCAGGAGGCGACGACAAGUUUGUCUCCCUCAUGGCCGAAGUGAUCUUCGGCUCCUCCCUCCCCCCCCGCCUCCUGGUAUCCCAGGGGAUCACAACGAUGAUGCUUCCCGACCCUUCCUGGGCGAACCACAAGCCGCUGCUGGGAGGAGGAGGGCUGAAGAUCACGGAGUACCGCUACUUCAAGCAAGAUACGCACACUGGGCUCGCACGUGGUUUGAACGAGGACAUCCAGAUCGUUCGAAAGUUCCUUGACGCCGGUCUGGAGUUUGCUGUUUGCAGCUCAUGCUCGAAGAACUUCGGGCUCUAUGGCGAACGUGUCGGCAGCUUUUUGUUGCUUGUCCCGCCAUUGUUCGGAGCAAAGAUCGUCAGCACCAUCCUCUCAGAUCCCGAGCUGCGCAAGAAAUGGGAGCAGGAGCUGGCCGAGACGCGCACAACCCUCAACAGGGCUCAUGCUGCGUUCGCUCAGGCGCUAUCUAAGGGAGGUCUAGAUUCAAAGUUCAGUGCUCCGAGAUUCGGUCUCUUCACCCAACUCUACCUCAACGAGCAGCAGGUGCUUUCACUGGAGAAGGAUCACGCGUGCUAUGUGGCUCCCGGAGGACGAGUCAACGUCUCGUCCCUAGACGAGCAGGCCGCGGCAAGUGUAGCAAACGCUGUGGUUCAAGUGUUGAAGAGCACCUGAUAGGAGGGGAGGAGAUUUCUGAUGAUUUUUUUUGUGUGUGUUUUUGUUUGAGAAGCCCAGGAUGUCGAUAGCGACAUGUUUGUGAAUAAACUUCGUCUUGCUC
This is a messenger RNA of Guillardia theta CCMP2712, 994 nucleotides long. RefSeq lists its product as hypothetical. The transcript is spliced from 13 exons. The coding region runs from base 16 to 891 and encodes 291 amino acids. Gene Ontology annotation, biological process: amino acid metabolic process; biosynthetic process. The record is from RefSeq and is a predicted model, not a curated record. Gene Ontology annotation, molecular function: transaminase activity; identical protein binding; pyridoxal phosphate binding. Lineage: Eukaryota; Cryptophyceae; Pyrenomonadales; Geminigeraceae.